AUGGUGAUGAGCAGUUCCGCCGCCGUCAUACAGUCCGUGAGAAGUCCUCAACACCCACCCCAUUGCAAGUGGAUAUCGCGCAGGCAUCGCAGAAUUGGUCAAAGAUUGCCCACAUUCCGUUCAGAUGGAAGCUUUCCUGCAUGUCCGGUUAUAAUUAGCCAGCAGGAUCCCCAGAAGAUGGCAGCACUGAAUGAUUCACUGAGGGAUGUGGACACUGAAUUGAAACAGAUCAAUAUGUUCCUUGGUGUUGGGUCUGAUGGAUGGACAUCAAAUGAAUUGUUUGAGCAAGUGAAAGAGAGAUCACGGUCGAUCAAGGCGGACGGGCUUGCCGCGCAGUCAAUGAUGACCCGUGGCUGA
Molecule: messenger RNA, 357 nt
Organism: Blastomyces dermatitidis ER-3
Lineage: Eukaryota; Fungi; Ascomycota; Eurotiomycetes; Onygenales; Ajellomycetaceae
Exons: 2
Coding region: 1-357 (118 amino acids)
Source: RefSeq, a predicted model, not a curated record